UUGGAGAUCGAUAAUAAAUAUACAGAUCCGCUCAAUAUUAUUUCAGACUCAGAUCAUGAAGACAACCAGCUAAAAAAUGGAGGCUGUAAACAUAUUCACAGAAAAAUUCCACAACAUUAUUAACGAACGUUUAGGGCUCGUCCUCUUGGAAUCUACAAAAAAGGAAGGAAAAUGCGAAUCAAAAUCCGCACAGGAACCCUCCGAUACUGAUGGAAACUCUUGCUCGUACUGUCAGGUCCAGUUUGCAGAUCUACAAAGUCAGAGAGAACAUUACAAGUUAGACUGGCAUAGGUACAAUUUGAAACAAUCGUUACUCUCAAAACCACCUCUUGCAGAAGAUGAAUUCAACGAAAAAACUACUAAUGAUGAUUUGUCGAGUAUAUCCGGUUCCGAAUCAGAGAAGGAAGACUCAUUAGAUACUUUGGCUGUCGCACAAGGAAAACUCUUUUUACAAAACGCCAGCACGACGGUUUUCUCUAUAUACAAAUGUCUCAUAUUUGAUAGAAAGGAAGACAUCUCGGACGACCUGCUGAAUCCACGAUUGACUAAAUGUACCCUACAAAACCCGCAAUGGACCUUGUUGAUGCUUGGUGGUGGUCAUUUUGCCGGUGCGAUUUUCAAAGGCAACGAGCCUUUCCUGCACAAAACAUUCCACUGUUACACUGUACGGGCAGGUCAAGGCACUGGACAAACUACGAGAGACAAUAGAGGUCAAGGGGGUAAAGGAGGGCCCAAAAGUGCCGGAGCUUCGUUGAGGAGGUACAAUGAACAAGGGAUGGUGCAGCACGUAAAAGACAUAGUGGAAAACUGGAAAGACGAAAUAGAAAAAAGCUCAUUGAUAAUAUACAGGGCAGCAGGACCUUAUAACAGAUCUGUUCUGUUCGGAGGUUCAAAUCCCUUGUUAGAUCGCACUAGCAAAAAACUUAGAACGAUACCAUUUUCAACAAGAAGAGCUACUUUCACAGAAUUGAAAAGGGUGCAUGCCCUGUUAGCAACUGCAGAAGUUUAUGAUUCAUUGGAGACAGCAACAAAGAUAUAUGCAUUACAAAAGUCACCAGAUGCAGAUUUGAAACGAAACAGAACUAGAACAUCUUGUGUUAAUAGAGCAAAAUCUAGGGAACCCAUAGAGAGACCACUACCAUCAACUUUAUCUAGCACAAGCAGUUCUGAUGAAGAUCUGGAUGAAGAAAUUACAGAUCUGGACAUAGCAACUAUAGAUGUAGAAUUACAAAAAGAGCAACCUCAACAACUUGAGGAUUCAAUCCUAGAAGUUGUGUACGAAACGUCGCAACUUGAGGAUUUACAAGAAUUUGGCGAUUCCUUAACGCCCGAGCAGAGGAAAAAGCCUGCAAAGAAGAAAAGUAAACCAAAGAAGAGCAAAUCGAAGAAACUGAAGGAGCACGAAGAAGCGAAAAGGAAAGAAUUGGUGGAUUUUAUAUCGAAAGGAGACGUCAGUGGACUGGAAAAGCUCUUAGCAAAUCAUUUGAACUCUCUAGACGAAGGUGUAGAUAAGGAAGAGGCUAAAAGGAGUUUCGUUAAUCAGGUGUUGGAUGAAAACUUGAAUACUCUGCUUCACGAGGCUGCUUUGAAUGAACAAAACGAUAUCUUAAGAUUUCUGCUUGACAAUUCCGCCGAUCCCUGUUCGAAGAACAAGGCACAGCAAACAGCCUAUACUUGCACCCAAAGCAAGGAGAUCAGGGAAUCGUUGAAGCAGUUCGCCAAGGAGAAUCCAGAGAAGUUCAACUAUAACAAGGCGCAAAUACCUGUGAACGCGUUGACAGAAGAGGAAUUAGCGGAAAAGAGAAAAGCGCAAAGGAAAGUUAAGAAGGAGAAAGAGAAGGAGAAAAGGAAAGAGAAUGAGGUUAAGAGGAAGGAAGAGGAGGAGAGACAGCGAUUUCUUAAUCUUAGCGAUAGGGACAAGAGAGCAUUGGCCGCAGAGAAAAGGAUAAGAGACCUGUCAGGAAAAGUCAUUACUCGAUGUUUCAACUGUGCAGCAGACAUAACUGGAAAGGUGCCGUUUGAAUAUAUGGGAAACGUCUUUUGUACUAUAGACUGUUUGAAGGCGCAUAGAUUAAAAGGACCUAUUUUAUUAUCCUAGAUCCUAGGUGACCUAAGCUCAGAGGCCAUUCAUUAAGAAUAAUUAUUUCCAAACAAACUUGUGAGGACUGAGCGUCCUUCAGCUGAAGAGGGUAUCAACGAAAUCGGUCAGACAACUUUGAUUUUUUAUUUUUAUUGUACACACUUGGUUAUAGUUCGUAUAUUCGUAGAUUUAUUUUAAUAUUGAAGUCUGUUGUACUGUAUCAAAUUAUUUUUAUUUCAGUUGUAAUAAUAUAUAUCUUGAAAAGGC
Messenger RNA from Acanthoscelides obtectus, 2347 nucleotides. The record is from the annotation of a GenBank genome assembly. NCBI's taxonomy places the organism in Eukaryota, Metazoa, Arthropoda, Insecta, Coleoptera, Chrysomelidae.